UUUUACAUUAUUAUUAUUAUUAUUAUUAUUAUUUAUUACACUGUGAUGUAAUGCGGUGUUUGUACAGUUAUGGAGAUUUAGUCAGCUCGCAAUGUGUCACUUUUUGGCCCUCGUGCCAUUACGGACGGCGCACGUGCGCCACACGCACAAGCACGCAGGCACGCACGCGCGCACCGGCAGGAGGAAUUACGCUUGUGUGUGUGUGCGCGCGCACCAAAACUCGUCCUGGAACGCUUUCUUAAGCCAAGCCAGAAAAAAGGACAUGAGCAUGACCAACUCCGGUAUGUGACACACACACAUACACACACACACACUCUUCUGACUCGUGGGUAAACCGGGACAGCUGUUACCGGGAGACGCGGCAGUGAUGGCCCGGUGGAGGAGAGCUCGCGCACGAAGAGAGUGAGCGGCGUCGCCAUGCUCUCGUGCAACACGAGCGCGAUCAAGGACUGGAGCUUCUUCCUUUCCCACAUCCUGCCGCUGGUCAACCGGUCGGCCGGGCUCGUGCACCGUGGCGUGGAGGAGGCGGAGGCGGUCACGGCGGCCGUGGUGACUGUGGCGCUCGAACCCGCCAGCCGCGCGCCCGCGGACUCCAAUCACACGGAGCGCGUGUACCAGUACGCCUACUCGGAGGGGGACGCGCUCGUGCACGCGGGCCGAGAGCCGCCCGACCGGGAGCCCGUUCCUCUGCCCAAAGCCGUGCUGUACCUGCUGAUGGCGGCGCUCGUGGUGGUGCUGGUGGCCUACGCCAUAGUGGGACAUCUGGUCAAAGAUCUGCUGCUCGAGUUUGUAGAGUGGGUGUUCGGUCCUCGCUCGGCGAACCACAGGAGUAAAAGCGACGUGAGCUGCAUCACCAUCGGCGCCAGUGAGAUGAACCGACUCCCACGUCUUCAGGAAACGAACCCACACCAGUACAUCAGGCAGAAUCACUCGUUCUGCUCCGGCGCCGUGAAGCCCGAGGAGCUGGUGCUGAACAUAGACCAACCUCCACGCCAUUCACAGAUACACACGGGGACCUAGCGGUGGUACAUAGUCUCCUACAUUCUGAGUGUGUGUGUGAAUGUGUGUGUGUGUGUGUGUGUGUGUGUGUGUGUGUAUGUGAUGUACCAGGCUGGAGUGACUGCUAAAGGAUUAAGCCGGAAUCAAAAACAUUUUCGUUUUCCCAUUGACUUAUAUAACAGAUUUGGGUUUUUUUUGGCUUACACACACACACACACACACACACACACACACACACACACACACACACAAUGUAUUUUUAUUGUUUUGAUCCUUGUUACUGAGCUCGAUAACACAGAAGUGAGCACUCAAAAGAUUGUGUGUGUGUGUGUGUGUGUGUGUGUUUUAAAAUAUACAAAUAGAGUAAAAUAUAUAAAGUUUAUAAGCGUAAAUGCACAGUAGACUUUGUUGGUCUCCACAUCAUGAGUCGGUUACUGAUGAUCGAGUGUUUGGUUCCGUCAGUGACGUGAAAGAAGCAAAAAAACACUGUAUAUAAAAUAACAGAAUCAAUAGUUUAGAUAUUCCACGUUUCUAUGCGUCGUGAAUUUACAUCUCUUUAUACUCUAUAAGGGCUAUGUUUCUCAGCUGUGUGUGUGUGUGUGUGUGUGUGUGUGUGUGUGUGUGUGUGUGUGUGAGAUUGUCCCAAUGAAAGAUCUUUCAAUAGUGUGUGAAUAAAAAAACGCUCAGAUCACAAAA
This is a messenger RNA of Silurus meridionalis, 1695 nucleotides long. RefSeq lists its product as uncharacterized. Bases 418 to 1020 code for a protein of 200 amino acids. The record is from RefSeq and is a predicted model, not a curated record. NCBI's taxonomy places the organism in Eukaryota, Metazoa, Chordata, Actinopteri, Siluriformes, Siluridae. The transcript is spliced from 2 exons.